AUGUCUGACGAAGAGAAACCAGUUGCGUCCAUGGUCGAGGACCAAAAGUCUUCUCCGGGGUAUCAAACAGAAUGGAAAGUUCCACCAAUCUCCCAGGAAGCGGUCGAUGAGGCCUACCAUAUUCAUCUAGGGUGGAGAUCAUGGUUGGUGGUGUUUAUAACCAGUUUCGCUGUUAUGGCCCAGGUGUUCGUAGUGGUAGCUGCGGGCUCUGUCAUCGCGUUUAUUAUACGGGAUAUGGGAGACCCCACGAUAGCGGGCUGGAUCAUUCAGGGACCAUUGCUAAUGCAAUCCGUCUUGUCGCCUAUUAUCGGUCGGCUUUCCGAUGUGGUAGACAGGAAAUAUCUCUCGGCAGUUCCUCCCUUGAUCGCGUUCGUGGGUGCUGUUAUAUCCGCCAAAGCAACGUCCAUGAACAUGCUCAUAGGUGGAGGUAUUCUGAUCGGCAUCACUCUAUCUACUGUCUCCAUUGUCCAAGCCAUUCCAUCCGAAAUCUUACCCUUAAAGUAUCGUGCACUGGCAAAUGCCUUCGGAUUUGUGGGCGGUGCCGUGGGUGGACUGAUCGGAUCUCUCGGCGCAGGUGCUGUGACAAACGUGGACGCUGGGGGGUGGAGGUAUAUAUUCUGGAUUCAAGCUGCCCUCCACGGUAUCACUUCUGCUGGACUCUUCGCCUUUUACUGGCCCCCGACACAGGUCGAACGUCCGAAGUUGUCGUUGAAAGAAAUCGUCUGGGCCUGCGAUCCUAUUGGAUCCGUGCUUUUCAUGACUAGCACAACUCUUCUGCUUGUCGCUCUUGACUAUGCAGGCGGCACGUACGCCUGGUCAGACCCGCACGUCGCCGUACCAUUAUCUCUCGGUCUUGCGGUGCUCAUUGGAUUCAUCAUUUAUGAAUGGAAGGGACGAUCAGACGGCCUAGUCGCGCACAUCUUCUUCCGACAGAACGCCAACUUCACCUAUUCGAUAUUUGCCUUCGCGGUCGAGGGCUGGAUAUUCUACAGUGCAGUGAAUUCGGUCGUACCCCAAAUUGUACUCCAGCUAGGAUUCGAAAGUAACUCCUGGGCGAUAUCGGUCCGACAACUCAGCUACCAACUCCCCGUUAUAUUUGCGUCAGUACCCCUGACUUGGUACGCAACCCGUUAUAAGGAUUUAAAGUCGCCGCUACUCUUGACUUUCGUUGUCUUCCUCGUCGUAACCAUAUGCUAUGCUACCGUCCGACCAUCAUGGAGCUCAGCUCAGUAUGGCUUUAACGUCCUUGCUAGCCUCGGCCAAGCAGGACCUCUCACACUUCUAGUAGCUCUCAUCCAGUUUACGUCGCCGCACGCUUUCUUGUCUACAGCGACGGGCCUGGCCUUUUCCGCGCGUGCCAUCGGUGGUGCUUUUGGAUCCGCGGUCCUCAAUGCUAUUAUCAACAGCCGACUCAAUAACCAUUACGCACUAGAAGUCGGGGCAGCAGCUAUAAAUGCAGGCCUUCCCGAAAGUAGUGUGCCGCUACUUCUGGAGGCGCUAGCAGCCGGCAAGGUGGGGACAGGAAUUGAGGCCGCGACCCCAACGAUCUGGGCGGCGGCUAUCGAGGCAAGCCAGUGGGAAUAUACUUAUGCUUAUCGAUUGGCAUGGGCGAGCAUUAUUCCCUUCGUGGUGCUGGCCAUCGUUGCUGUGGCUCUGACAAAGGGCGUCAAGGAACUGAUGACGGAGAAAGUGGAAGCUACAGUCGAACAUAUUCAAAACAUCGAUGUCGAAGGUAAAUGAACAAUGGUCUUGGUAGAAUAGCUUUAGCAUUAACUAUUCUUGUGAUAAUAUGAUGGCCUAUGGUGUUGGUUGGUAGCCUCGACUGUAAGAUUAUGAUCACCUACAAAUGGAGGGCACUUAUUACUUUAGAUCGCGUUAUAUCCGUCCAGCAAGCCACUCCUGGAACAAUCUCCUGUGCUGUUUAGAAGGAUACUUCAUAAGAUGUUCUUAUGCAGAAUUUUU
Messenger RNA from Hypoxylon fragiforme, 1962 nucleotides. Its product is annotated as MFS general substrate transporter. NCBI's taxonomy places the organism in Eukaryota, Fungi, Ascomycota, Sordariomycetes, Xylariales, Hypoxylaceae. The record is from RefSeq and is a predicted model, not a curated record. Gene Ontology annotation, molecular function: transmembrane transporter activity. Bases 1 to 1740 code for a protein of 579 amino acids. The transcript has 7 exons. Gene Ontology annotation, biological process: transmembrane transport.